UUGGAUCACAUUUAUGCAGCAGAGUGUUCCGAUGGUAGCACUGUGUUUCAGGUUGGAGACAUGAGCGAGGUUACAAUAAAUUUUGGAAUGGAGGAACCCAAUGACACAGAUAUCUCGACUGAGGUAGCUGAUACAGUUAUGAACAUAGACAUAGGUGUGCCCAGCGAAGAUGAUGGUGAUAAUGAGAGCAAUACUAGUGUGGCCAUAGAUGUAACUGAUUGCGGGAUGGAAUGUAAUGAAGUAUUGUUGGAAGAUAAUCGAGAUUUUGAAUUGUCUGAUAUUGAAGAAUUACAAAUUGAAGUGAUUGAUUGUUCUAGCUCCGGAUUCGAUUUUGGUCAAGAAAAAAGUGUGCAUGCUCUGGAAGGUUGUAUGGAGAAUGAAAGGCAUGAGAUUUCAAGUCCAGUUAGUGUUUCCCAGCUUGGUGCUUUAAAUGUGAUUGAAACCAUGACCGUGUCCAAUCCAAUAGAGGCUGAACCAAUUCCUGAUGAGGAAACUAGUCAUGACACAUUGGAAGAACUCAUUGACACAAACAAAAGUGAAAGCACAAUGAAGGUCCAUGAUGGUGUCCCUAAUGUUGAAUUGGAAGCACAAAGCAGUGAUUUAGACGGAUCAGAACACAGAGCGGUAGAUUUGGAAUCAGAAACUGCUGUAAAGAGGGAGGAAAUCUCAACAGCAGGAUAUAUCUUAUCCUCUGGUGUUUAUUUACUACCACAUCCUUCUAAGGCAUCUACAGGUGGGGAUGAUGCUUAUUUUAUUGUUGGCCGGAACUGGUUAGGCGUGGCUGAUGGAGUCAGUGCGUGGUCAGAAAAAGGGAUUAAUCCAGGAAUUUAUUCUCGAGAACUGAUGGAGAACUGUCGAAAGAUUGUCUCAGAAUGCGAUAGUAUGCCUCUUAUCAAUCCUGAGGAGGUUAUCAGUGAAGGUGCUCUGGAAGCAGAGUCUCCUGGAUCAUCAACAAUUUUGGUUGCUUACUUUGAUGGUCAGGUUCUUCAUGUGGCCAAUAUUGGAGAUUCGGGAUUUAUUGUAAUAAGAAAUGGGGUUGUUUAUAAGAAGUCUACACCAAGGUCUUUUGAGUUCAACUGUCCAUUUCAGAUUGCAAGUGGAGUUGAUCCCUCUGAAUAUGUGGACACAUACAUAAUUGAUUUGGAUGAGGGUGAUGUGAUCGUGACUUCAACAGAUGGCCUUUUUGACAAUCUAUACGACCCAGAAAUAGUUUCAAUUGUAUCCAAGUCAAUGCAAUCCAAUUUUAAACCUGAGGAAAUAGCGGAAGCCCUAGCCAGGAGAGCACAUGAGAUAGGGAAUUCAACAACUUGUAUGACUCCAUUUGCAGAUGCAGGAGGAAAUCUCAACAGCAGGAUAUACCUUAUCCUCUGGUGUUUAUUUACUACCACAUCCUUCUAAGGCAUCGACAGGUGGGGAUGAUGCUUAUUUUAUUGUUGGCCAGAACUGGUUAGGCGUGGCUGAUGGAGUCAGUUCGUGGUCAGAAGAAGGUAAUUGCUGUGGACAGAGGAUUGAUCCAGGAAUUUAUUCUCGAGAACUGAUGGAGAACUGUCGAAAGAUUGUCUCAAAAUGCAAUAGUAUUCCACUUACCAAUCCUGAGGAGGUUAUCAGUAAAAGUAAUCUGGAAGCAAAGUCUCCUGGGUCAUCAACAAUUUUGGUUGCCUACUUUGAUGGUCAGGUUCUUCAUGUGGCCAAUAUUGGAGAUUCGGGAUUUAUUGUAAUAAGAAAUGGUGUUGUUUAUAAAAAGUCUACACCGAGGUCUUUUGAGUUCAACUGUCCAUUUCAGAUUGAAAGCGGAGAUGAUCCCUCCAAAUUGGUGGAGAUGUACGAAAUUGAUUUGGACGAGGGUGAUGUGAUCGUGACUUCAACAGAUGGCCUUUUUGACAAUCUGUACGACCCAGAAAUAGUUUCAAUUGUAUCCAAGUCAAUGCAAUCCAAUUUUAAACUUGAGGAAAUAGCGGAAGCCCUAGCCAGGAGAGCACAUGAGAUAGGGAAUUCAACAACUUGUAUGACUCCAUUUGCAGAUGCAGUGGCAGCACUUGGGAUCGAGGGAUUUACCGGUGGCAAGCUUGAUGACGUGGUUGUUAUUGUCUCUUUGGUUCAAAAAAUAUCAAGCCCUCACAUGGAGGAGGAAAUCUCAACAGCAGGAUAUACCUUAUCCUCUGGUGUUUAUUUACUACCACAUCCUUCUAAGGCAUCGACAGGUGGGGAGGAUGCUUAUUUUAUUGUUGGCCAGAACUGGUUAGGCGUGGCUGAUGGAGUCGGUUCGUGGUCAGAAGAAGGGAUUGAUCCAGGAAUUUAUUCUCAAGAACUGAUGGAGAACUGUCGAAAGAUUGUCUCAGAAUGCAAUAGUGUUCCUCAUCCUGAGGAGGUUAUCAGUGAAAGUGCUCUGGAAGCAGAGUCUCCUGGAUCAUCAACAAUUUUGGUUGCUUACUUUGAUGGUCAGGUUCUUCAUGUGGCCAAUAUUGGAGAUUCAGGAUUUAUUGUAAUAAGAAAUGGUGUUGUUUAUAAAAGGUCUACACCAAGGUCGUUUAAGUUCAACUGUCCAUUUCAGAUUGCAAGUGGAGUUGAUCCCUCCGAAUAUGUGGAGAUAUACAAAAUUGAUUUGGACGAGGGUGAUGUGAUCGUGACUUCAACAGAUGGCCUUUUUGACAAUCUGUACAACCCAGAAAUAGUUUCAAUUGUAUCCAAGUCAAUGCAAUCCAAUUUUAAACUUGAGGAAAUAGCGGAAGCCCUAGCCAGGAGAGCACAUGAGAUAGGGAAUUCAAGAACUUGUAUGACUCCAUUUGUAGAUGCAUAUGCAGCACGUAGGAUCAAGAAGGGAUUUACUGGUGGCAAGCUUGAUGACGUGGUUGUUAUCGUCUCUUUGGUUCAAAAAAUAUCAAGCCCUCACAUGGACAAGCUAUCACCAAGAAUUAUUCCUUCUAGUCUUUUUCAAUCAUUGAUCAUAUUUGAAGUCCUCUACAAUCUCAACGCCUUUCGACCAAAUCUUUGAGUUGGCUUUGCUAUUCACUGAUAGAGGUAAGUUUUCCGGUGCUGAGGUAUUCUCUCUCUCUCUCUCUCUCUCUCAUUGAUUUUGACCUGCACAUUCAUAUUUAUGCCUCAGAUUGAGGUGAUAGAUAACCUUUGGGUUUAUUUUGAUGGUUUCUCUCUGAAGGGUAAUGCUUUGCUUUUAUGUGUUCAUAUAGUUUUGAAAUUAGACAUUUACUAGUGGUAUUUUAUGCUUUGUUUGAUGGAAGAUAAUAAAAGAAUGGAAGAGAAAACUUUAAAAGUAAAUUCCUUUUUCUUGUUUGGGUGGCUUAGAAGGAGAGAAAAAGUGAAAGGAGGUAAUAAGAUAAAUGAAUUAUGAAUUGUGUUCAUAGCACAAUUAUGAAAUUUAUUAGCUUAUUUGUUCUUUAAAAAAAAAAACCUUGUUUAGUUUGGAGUUUUAAAAACAGUUUUCUGACUUGUGUUCUUAAUGAUUUU
Molecule: messenger RNA, 3462 nt
Organism: Camellia sinensis
Lineage: Eukaryota; Viridiplantae; Streptophyta; Magnoliopsida; Ericales; Theaceae
Source: RefSeq, a predicted model, not a curated record